CACGCGCGGAGCCAGCUCCCUGAGCCGUGUCAAUGUGGGGCGAGAAGCAGCGGGUCUGAGCGCCAGCGGAAGAUUUUUAGAGUCCGGAUCGAGUGUUCAGUCGUAGUAUCGGGUGUUUUCUCCAGUCGGAGCACGAUGACGAGCAGCGCGAAGCGGAAAGAGGAGGUCCACGCGGUGAACGGCGGAGUAAAGCCGUCCACAUGGAGCAAAGCCAUCAGCUGCAAAGCGGUGUGGGACGAGAAGGAUGAGUUUUUAGACGUUGUUUACUGGUUCCGGCAGAUCAUCGCUGUGGUGUUGGGGGUAAUAUGGGGUGUCGCUCCUCUGAAAGGGUUUCUGGGAAUAGCCAUAUUCUGUAUCAUCAACGCGGGCGUCCUGUAUGUGUACUUCAGUAGUUACCAGCAGGUGGAUGAAGAGGAGUACGGAGGAACAUGGGAGCUCACCAAAGAAGGCUUCAUGACUUCGUUCGCUUUGUUUCUGGUGGUGUGGAUCAUCUUCUAUACGGCGCUACACUACGACUGAGGACUGCAGGACACACAGAGACGGACGUUUAUUUAUUGUGAUCUGGAUGGAGCUGCUUUUCCCAGGCGUCUGCACAUGUCUCCUUCAGCAUGUGUGCGCCGGAGGAAGAGGUGCAUCGUGGGUACAAGACGCGUCAAUAACCUUCUGGAACCCGGGGCUCAUCGAAAUCUGAAGCUGAUGUCCGGUGCACUGCCACGGCUGUUGGGUUAAUAACUGUUAUUUCUGUUCGUCCUCUCUGCUUUUUUUUUUUUUUUUCUUCUUGUUUGACUGCCGCCGUAUCGAGCAGGGUUUAACUCCGUUUGAUGUUUUUCUUAGUUCCUUUCACGAUUAGCAUUCAGCACAGAUCGUCUUACUCUGUUAUGACCAGUAAAAUCAGAUAGGGGUGUGUAAAUUCUGUACAAUUCAUUUUAUCGAAUCCAUGAUGUAUUAAAGUAUUUCUCAUGUCUCGUCCAUGUAACAAACUGCUCAGUAUUUUAUAGUGUAUUGAUGGACGCGAAUGGUCUGUAUGCUUGUGACGAUUAAGGAGAGACCGUGGAGAGACUUAUUUUCUGGAUCAAAUGUUUUGGAGAAUCAAAUAAAGCUGGGCUUUGUCUGCCCUACACUUUUCAACGGACGCUCCGCUCAAGUUCUGGUGGACUUUGCAGCAAAUCCAAGUCUCUUAAUGACCGCGUUAAGAGAAGUUCUGGAUUUCGGUUGACCUACGUGACAUAUAGGCGAACCCUAAAGGUUUUUGCAGGCAGAAAAGCCCUGUGUUGUUGUCAUUGAUAACGGGGUUCCCGCUGGUCCUUAAGAAGGCCAAAAUUUAGUUGCUAAAAAUAUACAUAUUCUCAAAUUUAGUCGGGGGAGAAGUUAUAUUUCUGCUGUGCUGAAAGCGCCACCUUCUGGCAGAGAAUUAAUGUACAUUUACAGUAAGCAUAAAUGAUAAGAGAUUGCUUUACGAAAGUGAAAAAUAAAAUAAAAUUACGGGAUUUUAAA
This is a messenger RNA of Puntigrus tetrazona (Sumatra barb), 1494 nucleotides long. It is a transcript of the gene rab5if, whose product is annotated as RAB5 interacting factor. The coding region runs from base 136 to 519 and encodes 127 amino acids. Gene Ontology annotation, biological process: mitochondrial respirasome assembly. NCBI's taxonomy places the organism in Eukaryota, Metazoa, Chordata, Actinopteri, Cypriniformes, Cyprinidae. The transcript is spliced from 4 exons. The record is from RefSeq and is a predicted model, not a curated record.